Molecule: messenger RNA, 1620 nt
Organism: Scatophagus argus
Lineage: Eukaryota; Metazoa; Chordata; Actinopteri; Scatophagidae
Gene: tnfaip8l3
Product: tumor necrosis factor, alpha-induced protein 8-like 3
Exons: 3
Coding region: 424-1032 (202 amino acids)
Biological process (GO): regulation of apoptotic process
Cellular component (GO): cytoplasm
Source: RefSeq, a predicted model, not a curated record
CUUGCCUGUUGUAGGUAUGUUGUGCUGGUAUUGGACAUGGUUCCUUUACUAGCUGGUGUCUGUGUUUUAACUCUGCUGCUACUUGCCUGUAGUUUUGAGAAAUAGUACACACUAGGCCAAUACUGUUACUUAAGGGUAGCUUUGGGGAGGCAGAUGUUUGGGCCAGUUUGAUUUAGCGUCCUUGUAGGUUAACUGCUGGUCAUAUUCAGUAUAGGCCACAAACAAACACUCCAAGCCUGAAGGUUCAACAGUUUCCAGCAUGUGAGACUGCAGAGACUCUUCAAAAAAGUUUCACCGAGAGGCCGGAAGUCCCUGCUUCACUUGGACAAGCUAAAACUCACAAGACUUCCUGGAGAGGAAAGGGAACAAGAAGAAAGGGGAAUCAGAGAGCUUCUGCAGCCUCCGUGUGUCCUGCAGGAGAAGAUGGAUUCAGACUCCGGAGAGCAGAGUGACGGAGACCUCUCUCCAGGGCAGGAGAGCUUUAACUCUCGCUCCCUGGCCCUGCAGGCCCAGAAGAAGAUCCUGAGUAAGAUGGCGACCAUGGUGGUGGCCAACAUGCUCACAGACGAUACCAGCAGUGAGAUCUUGGAUGAACUCUACAAGACGAGCCGGGAGUUCACCAAGAGCAAGAAGGAGGCCCACAAGAUCAUCAAGGAUGUCAUCAAGAUCGCCCUGAAGAUAGGCAUCUUGUACCGCAACCACCAGUUCAGCCCUGACGAGCUGGACACUGUGGAGCGCUUCAAGAAGAAGAUGAACCAGGCGGCCAUGACGGCAGUUUCGUUCUAUGAGGUGGAGUACACCUUUGACAGGAAUAUUCUGUCAGAGCUCCUGCUGGAGUGCAGGGACCUGCUUCACACCCUGGUCGAGCAGCACCUGACCGCUCGCUCACAUGCGCGCAUCGAUCACGUUUUCAACCAUUUUGCCCACUGCGAUUUCUUGGCGGAGUUGUACGGGGACGGAGAGGAGUACAGACUCUCUCUGAGGAAGAUCUGCAAUGGCAUCAACAAACUGCUGGACGAGGGAACGCUUUAACCUCUCACAUCUGACCUCUUUCCCCUCCAGCUUUUUCUCCUCUUGCUCUUUCACUUGAUGGUCGCUCCUGCCUCCUUCGAUCUCCUUCACUCGGUCACCCCUCCUGACUGCUCAUAUGCUCUACUUUCUUCUCGCUCUUGUCUUCCUGUUUCUUCUCUGUCCAUUUACAUGAAGCUAGUUGUAACAAUUGUUGCUGUGGUUCGAUGAGGGAUUUUCUAGACUUCUUUCCACUCAAUGGAUCAUCGCUGCACACUGGGACAGCCUGUGUCAUGUUGUAUGCAUUAUAGCAUUUCAAGUUAUCCCCUUUGUGUGCAAAACCUGUACUGUACCAAUGGCCAAAAACAUACAUUAGGUAUAUUUGGAUAUAGAAGAUAAUCAGUGGUAGUUAACAGAGUGUCUCCUUUCUCAUUGUGUGCGUGCGUGUGUGUGUGUAUGUGUGUGUGCACUUGUGUUUGUAUGGGAUUCACUUGAGUAAUGUGUUUGUAUAUAAGACCAACUAUGACAUGGUGUGUGUGUUAUGUAUCUUUGUCAAUCUUCUCUACAAAGGUGUAACACUUGUAUUUUAUUAAAGAUUUCUCGUAAACAUUA